Molecule: messenger RNA, 2054 nt
Organism: Arachis ipaensis
Lineage: Eukaryota; Viridiplantae; Streptophyta; Magnoliopsida; Fabales; Fabaceae
Source: RefSeq, a predicted model, not a curated record
AUCAAAAUUUUUUGUUCCGUUUAACAUUUUUAACUAACAGUCAAUUUUAAUGGAUUUAGAUUAGUGGAAUGAUUAAUCAUCAAUUUUGAGCUUAAGCUGUUUUCUUACGUGGCAAGUGAAACAAAAUCUACCUUCAUUGAUGUGGCGGAGAAGCUUAACCACCACCACAGCCGCCGUCACAACCGCUUCCAAUUUCAGGCAUAAAAAGUGGGACGCUUUAGUCAUCGGCGGUGGCCACAAUGGACUCAUCGCCGCUACUUACUUGGCCCGAUCGGGCCUCUCCGUUGCAGUCCUCGAGCGCCGCCACCUCAUCGGCGGCGCUGCCGUGACGGAGGAGCUGAUUCCAGGCUUUAAGUUCUCUCGAUGCAGCUAUCUCCUCAGUCUCCUCCGUCCUCAAAUCAUCAGAGAGUUGGAGUUGAAACGACAUGGUUUGAAGCUGUUGAAGCCAAUGGCAUCGUCGUUUACACCCACUCUUGAUGGACGUUACCUUCUACUAGGGCAGAGUGAUGAGCAGGAUUAUUUACAGAUCUCAAAGUUUUCAAAGAAAGAUGCUGAUGCUUAUUUCAGAUAUGAAGCUCAACUCCAAAAGUUUUGUAACUUCAUGGAUUUUGUUUUGGAUUCGCCUACACCUGAAGCUCUGCAUGGGAGUGCUUCUACAAUUGAUCGGCUGAAGUAUAAAUUGGAGAAUUCUAAGUUUUGGGCUCAGCUCCUGCGGCGUACACUCUCCUUGGGACAAAAAGGCAUAGUGGAUUUGAUGGAGUUGUUACUGUCUCCAACCUCAAAAGUCCUGGACAAAUGGUUUGAGUCAAAUUUAUUGAAGGCUACACUUGCGGGAGAUGCGAUUAUUGGGAGUAUGAUGAACAUUAACACUCCUGGAAGUUUCUGGAGCCUAGUGUGCAUUAACUCAAUCAUUUAUUGAGUAAGCAAUUAAUAUAAUACAUUCAUGUGUAGGCAUGUUGAAGGUGGGAUGGGUGCUGUAUCCUUAGCUAUAAGUAAAGCCGCUAAGGAAGCUGGAGUUCUUAUUGAAACAAAUACAGAGGUUUUAAAGGUGAUGGUGGAAGACUCUGGAAGGGCAAAUGGAGUAUUAUUGGCUGAUGGGACUAAAGUGCACUCUUCAAUUGUUUUAUCAAAUGCUACUCCUUAUAAGACCUUUAUGGAAUUGGUACCUCAUGAUUUUCUUCCUGUUGAAUUUCUUCGUGCAAUUAAGUAUUCUGACUACAGCUCUGGAACAACAAAGAUCAACAUAGCUGUCGAUAAACUGCCCCAAUUCCACUGUUGCAAGCUAAAUAAUAAAGAAGUGGGUCCUCAGCACACAGCUACCAUCCAUAUUGGUUGUGAAAGUAUGGAGGAGAUCAGAUCAGCUUGUCAAGAUGCUUGUAAUGGCUUACCAUCACGAAGGCCUGUGAUGGAGAUGACAAUUCCUUCUUCAUUGGAUACUACAAUAUCACCACCUGGUAAGCAUGUCAUCAGCUUAUUUACCCAAUAUACUCCUUAUAAACCCUCAAAUGGUAGCUGGGACAAUGCUGAAUAUAGAGAAUCAUAUGCAAAAAGAUGUUUCAACUUGAUCGAUGAACAUGCACCUGGCUUCUGCUCGUCUAUCAUAGGUUAUGACAUGCUGACACCACCAGAUCUGGAAAGGGAAAUUGGACUGACAGGAGGAAAUAUUUUCCAUGGUGCUAUGGGUUUGGAUUCACUCUUCUUAAUGCGACCUGUGAAAGGCUGGUCAAAUCAUAAGACACCAAUCAGAGACUUAUAUCUAUGUGGAAGUGGAACUCAUCCUGGAGGGGGUGUCAUGGGAUCUCCUGGGAGAAAUGCUGCACGGGUUAUUCUCAAUGAUUUUAAGAAGCAUUAUCAAUAAGCAUGUCCUUUUAUUGCAUUUGUUCCUGCGUAUAUGAUGAUAAGUUUCAUUAGUUGCUAUCAACUGGAUAUUCGUGUUUCUUAUUUUAUGUCGCUGUUAUUGUGUCGGUUUAUGACAUUCUUUGGUCAGCCUCGUUAAGAUGUUACAAGUUGUUAAGCAACCAAUGUUGAUUAAUGGACCAGAGAAUAACUGUAAC